UUAUGCUUGUCAGAACUGAAAUAAAAUGGCGUUAUGUGCUCUUAAAAACACGAAGUGUCCAUAACCUCAAAGUUUAAGGUUUAAACAAUAUAAAUUAAACGACUUAAGUAAAAUGCAAAACGAUUGUAUUUUGCAAAUGUAUAAUCAUACGUAGUUUAUAAGUGUAGUGAUUUAAACUUUUACAAAAUGGCCUGUUCUACAGAACCUAUAAUAACUUCUGGAGAUUUGAAUAUCUCACCUUUUGAUGGCAUGAGAAUAAGUGAUAACUGUUUUUUGAAAGAUAUGGAAGGACGACAACCGUGCCCAAAGUGUUACAAAUCCAGAAAAUUCUUUUGCUAUACAUGUUACGUGCCUAUUGUAAAAUUAGAGGGCAGGCUUCCUCAUGUCAAACUUCCUGUUAAGGUAAACAUAAUAAAACACCGACGAGAAAUAGAUGGCAAAAGCACUGCAGCACAUGCAGCUAUUUUAGCUCCUGAUGAUGUGGAAGUUUUUACCUACCCUAACAUCCCUAACUAUGAUAUUCAAACUACAGUAUUAGUGUACCCCAGUUAUAAAGCCUCCUUAGUUUCACAACUAUUUAAAGAACAUUUAAGUGUUGAUUUAACAACUCUGAAUGACAAUAAGAGGGCAGCAGUUAUUUCUUUAGCAAAGGGUUUUAAUCGAACAACGCUGUUAAUGAAAGCAACUGAAAACUUACAAAACAUCAAUUGCAAAAACAGUGGUAAGUUGCCAGUGAAAACAGUUGUUUUCAUUGAUAGUACUUGGAGUCAAAGUAAAGGAAUUUAUAAGGAUGAAAGAAUCAAAAGCUUACCUUGUGUUGUUUUGCAAAAUCGCGUUUCGCAGUUUUGGAGGCACCAAAAAGGCAGUCCAAGAUGGUACUUGGCAACUAUUGAAGCUGUUCAUCAGUUCCUAGUUGAAAUACAUUUAAACAUGUGGGGAGUGAACCAGGAAUAUGAAGGACUCAAGAGCUGUUUCCAAUCUAAAGUGUUGGAGAAUUCAACAAAUAUUUUUAAGGAUAAAAGAGACAAGCUGGCUUACAAUGGCCAGUAUGACGAUUUGUUAUUUUUUUUUAAGUAUAUGUACCAACUCAUACAUAAAUAUUAUGAACAUCAAAUGCUGUAUGCUUAUAAAAGAAGGUUGUUAUGACAUUAAAAAAGUAGAGAUUAAAAUUUUUUUAUACCGUA
Messenger RNA from Agrilus planipennis (emerald ash borer), 1184 nucleotides. Its product is annotated as DTW domain-containing protein 1. Gene Ontology annotation, biological process: tRNA modification. Gene Ontology annotation, molecular function: tRNA-uridine aminocarboxypropyltransferase activity. The transcript has 2 exons. Gene Ontology annotation, cellular component: nucleus. The record is from RefSeq and is a predicted model, not a curated record. The coding region runs from base 187 to 1146 and encodes 319 amino acids. NCBI's taxonomy places the organism in Eukaryota, Metazoa, Arthropoda, Insecta, Coleoptera, Buprestidae.